GUUUUGAGACGACCCCUUAGCCUCACUUUGAAUGUGAGGGCUCAUAACAGAGGUGUAAUUUUGGUAGAAUUGAUCAGUGGAUAGAACACAUGUCAGUGAGAGCCUGCCCCUCUAUAAAAUACAAGUCCUCUGUCUGCAUUGGAUGAAAUCACAGGAAGUGGUUAACGUGAAGGCAGGAAUUUAUUUUUGAUGCCACAGCAAUAUAAAAACAUUGGAUAUUAACACGGGAUGUACAGUAAGAAGCUUAAUAGAGCGAAGAACAACUAUUGUGUAGGCAAUUGAAAACUUUUUUCAGAGUUGUCAAAUUUUUUCAGGUGAUUGUAUCAUAAGAAAAGUGUCGAGUUUGCAGCUUGGAAAGAAUGCUGCGUGGAACAAUGCAGUCUGUAUCAAGACAUAUACUCAGUAUUACAUAUUUAAUUGUGAUUAUUAAGAUCUCAGGAAUUUUAGCCCAGUACUCAUAUGGAACUCAACAACAGCAACCUCAGAGAAGACAACAACAACAACACAGCAGUUAUCAUUCUCAACAAGGGUACCAAUCUGAUCUUCAAGCCAGCUCGCCAAAUGUUUGCCCUUACCAGGAGGUGGAGCUAGUCCCAGUAAGGAAGCCAUGUGUUCGAGCAUUCACCCGCCUUCAGAAAGUGUGGAAACCAAACUGUGGAUACACACACAACUGGUGUGUUGGAUAUGAAAGAAGGACGCAUUACUACACAACGUACACCCAACAAUUUGAACGACGCUACAUCAACAAGUAUCGAUGCUGCAAUGGGUGGCAACAACUUAACGGACAACAUGGAUGCAACUAUCGGGAAUGCAGUAACAGUGUAUGUUUCAAUGGAGGUAAAUGUAUGGGCGGCUACCCCCAGAUCUGCUCCUGUCCCCCAGGCUUCCAGGGCCCCCGCUGUCAGUAUGAUGUGAAUGAGUGUCGGAACAACAAUGGUGGCUGUGAACAUAAUUGCUGCAACACGAUUGGCUCAUAUUAUUGUAAAUGUCCACCAGGAUUCCAACUGGCUUCUGACGGGAAAAGAUGUGAAGAUAUUGAUGAGUGUGCACAGCAUAAUGGUGGUUGCCAACAUAAGUGUGAGAACAGACAUGGAGGUUUCACCUGCGUGUGUAAAGAGGGCCAGAGACUUCACGCUGAUGACAGAACAUGUGUCGCAAUUGCUGGUUGCAAUGUUAACAAUGGAGGAUGCGAACAUCAAUGUGUGGAAGGAUACAAUGGACACUACCACUGUAGAUGCAAAACUGGCUACAGACUCACCAUAGAUGGGAGAACAUGUGAAGAUCUGGAUCCAUGUCGUCAAGACAACGGAGGAUGUGAACAGAAGUGUGUCAACUACUUGGGACGUGCCCAGUGCCAGUGCUAUGCAGGUUUCCAACUGACAGCCGACAGCAAAUGUGAAGAUAUUAAUGAGUGUGAGAACAGUAAUGGGGAUUGUACCCAGGGUUGUGCAAACACCAGGGGCUCUUACGCAUGUACUUGUACCCCUGGCUACCAGCUAGGCACAGAUGGAAGGUCCUGUUACCGUAUUGAGAUGGAAGUUGUGGAUAGCUGCGCUACAAAUAAUGGUGGCUGCUCCCACAAGUGUGUUCAUGGAACAGGUGGCGCCAUCUGUUCAUGUAAUGAGGGUUAUUCUAUCCAGGCAGACAGACGGACAUGCGGAGAUACUGAUGAGUGUGAGCUAGGUACAUCAUGCUGUGACCAACUAUGUACCAAUACCCCUGGUAGUUUUAUCUGUGGGUGCAAGCAAGGCUUCAGACUUAAUAGGAAUGGAUGUAACUGCGAUGAUGUGGAUGAAUGCUUGGCUGAUAAUGGUGGCUGUGAACAGAGGUGUGUCAACUCUGUGGGAUCAUUUGAAUGUGUGUGCAAUGUUGGCUUCCAACUUCACGAAAAUGGCAGGAGCUGUUAUCCUAUAAGGAACGACCAGGAUCAGGCUGAGGGGAAUGUGUUGAACCCACAGAUUCGCUACGAGUCUACGCCUCGCAAGAUCAUACCCAUAGAAGAUGACAGCUUUAACCAACAGGAGUUCCAAGAACCUGAAACUCGUAUAGGGAUCAAAGUGUUCAAAAAAGAAGAAUGUUCCCCUGGUUACUGGGGUGAUGACUGUGAAUUCUCCUGCCAUAACUCCUGCCAGAAUGGAGGCACAUGUAAUGAGGAUGAGACUGGCUGUGAUUGUGCCUCUGGGUUCCAGGGCAGUCUCUGCAAUGACACGUGUUCCAAGGGAUUCUUUGGGCCUGGUUGCAAUAGUCUUUGUACCUGUCAAAAUGGUGGAUCAUGCAAUAAUGUAGAUGGCACCUGUAUCUGUCCCCCUGGUGUCAAGGGUGACAACUGUGAAGAUGGAUGUCCACCAGGUUUCUAUGGUCAAGCUUGUAACAUGCAGUGCCCCAAGACAUGCUCUAGCGGGUAUUGUAAUCGUAACUUUGGUUAUUGCGAGUGUGCCCCAGGAAUGUUUGGUUCCUCUUGUAACCUGCAGUGUGACAUCAACUCCUGGGGGCCUAACUGUGUACAGCAGUGCCAGUGUAAUGAGGACCAAUCCACUGGAUGUGACCCUAAGGAUGGGACAUGUUUGUGUAAACCAGGGUACCAGGGCAAACAAUGUGACGACAAGUGCAUCCCAGGGUACUUUGGUCAAGACUGUGUGUUCCAAUGUGAUUGUUCAGCAGAGUUGACAUGUGAUUACAUCACAGGGGCAUGCCUCAGGGAUUGCGCUAAGGGAUGGAUGGGAGAAAGAUGUGAUGAACCUUGUCCCAAAGGCAAGUAUGGCCGUAACUGUCUCCAGAAGUGCAGAUGUGGAGGCAGCAGCUGUGACCCAGAAUCUGGGGAAUGUAUCUGCCAGGCAGGCAAGAUGGGCAAGAAAUGUAAAGAAGAAUGUGUUGAGGGCCGCUGGGGUAUCAACUGUGCCAAUGAGUGCAGCUGUGAAAAUGGUGCCAGAUGUGAUGCUGUGACUGGAGAAUGUAUCUGCCCUGCUGGUUUCUUUGGCAUGAGUUGUAGGGAGGAAUGUCCGGAAAACCGUUAUGGCCAGCAAUGUCUACUUCGUUGUGCUUGUGAAAAUGAUGGGAAAUGUCACCCCGCAACAGGCAUCUGUAACUGCUCUGUGGGAUGGACAGGUCAGCUGUGUGAUCGAGCCUGUCCCCCGGGGAUGUAUGGUCAGAACUGUGUGGAACACUGUCAGUGUAAGAACAGCGCAGAGUGUGACCCUGCUUCUGGAGAGUGUAUUUGUUCCCCUGGCUGGAAGGGAGAGGGCUGUGAUCUCAAAUGUGAGAAUAGUACAUAUGGGCCUGGCUGUGGUAUGCUCUGCAAGUGUGCCAAUGGUGCAAUGUGUGACCACGUCAGUGGGGCCUGUGUAUGCACAGAAGGCUGGAGAGGCAUGUUCUGUGACAAACCCUGCCCAGAUGGAUUCUUUGGCUUAGAGUGCCAGAGUAUCUGCAACUGUGCUAAUGGAGCUCGUUGCGACCCCGUAAAUGGCCACUGUGCUUGCGCGGCUGGAUUCGUAGGCGAUGGUUGCUCUAAGUCAUGUCCUCAGGGAUAUUACGGAGAGGAAUGCACUAAGAGAUGCAACUGCCACAAUGGAGGAAGUUGUGACCCAGUGACUGGACAGUGUAUUUGUAUGUCUGGUUGGAGGCCUCCUACAUGUGAAGAACCAUGUGCUCCAGGUUUCUAUGGCUCCGGUUGUAGUCAGAGGUGUAUCUGUAUCAAUGGGGCUGGCUGUGAUCACAUGACAGGCGCUUGUAAUUGCACCACUGGGUGGACGGGGCCUGCUUGUGAGACAGAAUGUCCCAACAAUCGCUGGGGUGCUAACUGUAGGGAGAGGUGUGACUGCAAGAACAGCUUUAGUUGUGAUAGGUUCACUGGACAGUGCAAAUGCAAACCUGGCUACACUGGAGACCGCUGUCAAGACAAGUGUCCUAGAGGUUUCUAUGGAGAUAAUUGUGAGGAGGCAUGUUCAUGUAACAACAAUGGCUCCUGUAACCCUGUAGAUGGCAGAUGUCGCUGUAAGGAAGGUUAUAGGGGGCGCACUUGUGAGAAAUCCUGUCACUAUGGUACAUAUGGUCAAUGGUGCAAACAGAAGUGCAACUGUGUGGAGGGUACACCAUGUGACCAUAAAACUGGAGAUUGUCGAUGUCCACCUGGGUACACUGGGAAGACCUGUGUUGAUGCGUGUCCCCCAGGAACAUUUGGUCCAGAAUGCAAAGGACUGUGUAGGUGUGGUCAGAACACUGUCUGUGAUCAUAUCACAGGGCAGUGUGGUUGCAAACCUGGCCACAGAGGGAAGCACUGUAGCAAGGGAUGUCGAGAAGGUAGCUUCGGCCCUAACUGCAAGGAGAAGUGCAAUUGUGCUAAUGGUGCUGAGUGUGACCAGGCAAGCGGGCGUUGUACAUGCACAGCAGGGUGGGUAGGCCCCACAUGCUCCCAGCCCUGCCCCUCAGGAACAUAUGGCUUCAACUGUACAGAGACAUGCAAAUGUCUGAAUGGGGGAGAGUGUGACAGAGAGACUGGUGAAUGUAUGUGCUCACCAGGCUACAAGGGUGACAAUUGUGAAGAGGCUUGCCUAGAGGGUCAAUUUGGAGUUGGCUGUGAACAGGACUGCAAGUGUCAGAAUGGAGCAAAGUGUGAUCCUGGGACUGGAGUCUGUAACUGUGGUAUGGGAAUCACAGGGAUCUACUGCGAGAAUGAGUGUCCUGCAGGUCGCUACGGAGCAAACUGCAGCCAGGCUUGUAACUGUCAGAAUGAUGGCACAUGUGAUAGAGUAACAGGUUGCUGCACAUGUACAUCUGGGUGGUAUGGACAGACUUGUGAAUUGGUUUGCCCAGAAGGGUUCUAUGGUAAAUACUGUAGUGAGCAAUGUGACUGUGUCAAUGGGGCCAAAUGUAACCCUGUCAAUGGUCAGUGCAUCUGCAAGGCAGGCUAUACAGGGGAGAGAUGUGAACAGACCUGCCCCACAGGGAAAUAUGGAGCAGGGUGCAAAGAGACCUGUGACUGUGGGGAAGGGGUAGAAUGUAACCCCAUCUCAGGGGCCUGUAGGUGUCCCCCAGGCAGAUCAGGAACACAGUGUCGAGACACAUGUAAACGUGGUAGAUAUGGCCCCAGUUGUAAGUAUGUGUGUGCUUGCGACAAUGGGGGCUUUUGUGACGAGGUCUCGGGGGUGUGUCAAUGUGUUCAGAACUGGAUUGGAGCAACAUGUCAGAAUGGAAAAGGAGUCCGCAAUAAAAAGAGACACAUUCGCCCUAAUCGCCGACGGAACCGAAAUAAGAAUGGACCAGGACGACUAAAGGCAAAUGGUCCACAGAGGGGGGACAUCCCAAUAGAGCUUGGGGGUUGAGAUUUGCAGUACCAUAGUCGACCAUAGUGCCACCAUUGUACAGUGUAAAUAAACUAUAGAGAGCAGCGCUGCAUCACAGAGCCAUCUAUAUAUGAACUAGCGGGGUUGGACCAGGCGGUAGGAACCCCAUAACUGAACAAACAAGAAAGCAAUCUCCCCCAGGCUUUAGCCGGAGCUGGGGUCUCGUCAUGCAUUUAUUAACCAUGUACUGUGUCGGUGCAACGUCACAGCUUCAUAUACGACUGUACCUCUGAGAUACAGGCCAGAUUUUUUCUUAUGAGUCCAUAUAUUGAUUCAGUUUUUCUAAGAAAAAUACAUUGUCACAUUAUUGUGAAUUGCAAUCUGUAUAGAGUGCUGGUCAAAAUUGUCAUGCAUUAUUCUAUUUACAGCAUAUGGUUUGCAGUAACAAUGAAAUUGAAGGUAGCCAUAGAAUGAGUAAUCUCACUAUAUAACUUACACCUACAUCUAAACAAGUUCAACAGUUCACCCACCUUAACACAAUAUGCUGUAGUUACCUUUUAAAUAUAUAUGAGAUUUAAACAUGUUUUUAAACCAAAAAAUCUUUGAAGAAUUGACAGUUUUGGCCUGAGAAGCAUAACAGUGAUAUUAUAUGUUCUUCGUGGAAUUGUACAUAAUAUGAAAUAAUGCAAUAUAAUUUCAACCAAAAAUACCAAUGUACAUGUAAUUUAAAUGUCGCUUAUAAUUCAUUAUAGUUGUGAAUAUGUAUUUUAAAUGAUAGAAAAAUAUGUGAACUAGCCUUAUAUAUUGUUCUUAUAAGGCCUUACACAUAUGUCCAAAUAUGGCUUUGUUCAUAUGAUUUUAUGUGCAUAUACAUGUACAGCCAAAGACAUAUAUAUUCAGUAUGGUCUUAUGGUUAGUUCUCCAAUUCCCUCAUUGAUUAGAUUAGAAAAAAUACAAUUUAAAUGUUAGAGUCUUGCCUUGAGAGACAGAAGUUUAAAUGAAAUCAAUCAAUCUAAAUGAAGAAUUAAAUAUGAAUUAUGGGGGUAUCCCUUGAUUUAGAUGUAGGUCUUAGAUUGUGUAUUUCUAUGUAGUGUAAUUAGUAUGUCUCAAUACCCCCCCCCCCUCCCCCUCCCCAUUGGAUUCUAUUCUAGUGAAUAAAGCAUUAGUUAAGAGAUGUGAUUGUAUUUAGGAAAAAUGAUUUGUGAAUGAUCUCCAUAAUCAUCAUUAUUUUGUGAAUAUGUCAUGUAUUUACAAGUACUGUUCAUGUAAUUUUAAAAAGUUGAAUUUCAAAAGAAAAUUCAUUAUGUAAUCUAUAGAGUACAUGUAGUCAUAUGGUUUUUGUGCUAACAAGGCAUGGAUUGAGCAGCUGAUGAAUUUACUAGAGGUAGUAUUGUCCAAAUUAAAUUUGAAAGCAUUUUUAGAUUCUCAAGGACUAUUUAACACAGUUGAAAAAGGCAUGAACCCAAAACUGAGUAAAAACAUAUUCUACAACUGUUUGACAACUGUUGAUCUCUUUAAUCCAGGUUAUUUUACAUAUUAUACCACACAUCCUUUGAUUUCAUAUUUGAUGGUAAAUAAAUGUUUUUCCCAAAACAUUUCUUUGAACAUUUAGAAGUUAGUUAUCAAUGUAAUAAACACUAUUUUGUUGAAACUAAUAUAACUCCCUGCUUGAAAUUCCAAGUCAUUUAUUUCUUGACAUAAUACAUGUAUGUGAUGUCCUAUUUUUGAAAAACGACAAUUGGCUAUAAAGAAAUGAUAAUAAUUAAUAGGGUACUUUGCCAAAAUGCUGGUUGCCAUGGUGUUUUGUGUAAAAUACAUUUAGGCAAUAUCAGAAAGAUUGUACAUUUUAAACCUCAGUUUGUAUAAUGUGUGUGCAUAAUAACAUAAUAGAUUUGAGUAUAGAUACAAAUUAGGAAUAAUAACCAAGUUUUUACUAACACAUGAGUAAGUGUACAAAGAUAUAAAAAAGCAUAAAAAAUGUUUCAUUGAACUUCAUGUAAAAAUAUAGAUAAAUUCUUUAAAAGUUGGUUAUGGAACAAAAAAGGGGGUUAAGAUCCAAUUAGAUUCAUCUUAAAAUUCCAUCAUGUACAUACAGUAAAUAAAUUCCACCUAAUUUGUACAUAAUACUAUUCGACCAUGAAAUUGUCUUUUAGAGGACACUUAGCCUCCUUAUUUGGUCUAUGGAUCCACUGUAAUAUCUACUAUAAAACCACUGUAUUAGACUCUAUUGCUAGAUAUAUUGUGUACAUAUACAUGUAUAGAAAUUGUUUAUACUUAUUUAUUUAUAUAUUAUGUUGUCAUGCUACAUUGUAUCAGAAUAAAGGAAAAGUUUUUGAUAAAAAAAUAAAGUAAGAAAAAACACCUAAAA
Messenger RNA from Owenia fusiformis, 7647 nucleotides. Lineage: Eukaryota; Metazoa; Annelida; Polychaeta; Sabellida; Oweniidae. The record is from the annotation of a GenBank genome assembly.